GAGCGGUCGCGCCACUCCGGCUAAAAUAUAAUUCCGAACUCGUUUGUUUAUUUUUUUUUACGCAAGUGACAGUUGUAGAGGCAAAGGAAUUUAGUUUAUACAAUUACUCAUGCUGUGAUUUCGACUCGAAAGAGUGUGGUGUUCUAUAUUUAAAUCGGCGUUUUCAACAAUAUGGAUGCCAAAGAAGAGUUCACCAAAAAACCGAAGAAUGACGCGGACGCGUUGGACGCAGUGCUCAGCCAUAUUGGCGACAUGGGGCGCUACCAAAAGUUCCUAUUUAUCGUCAUGAUGCCCUUCGGUAUAUUCUUCGCCUUUAUAUACUUCGUGCAGAUGUUCAUAGCUGCCACACCACAGAACCACUGGUGUGCUAUACCUGAACUCGCUCAUCUGGAAAUGGAAGUCAGACGCAACCUAUCAGCACCAGGAGCGGCAUCAGGUAAAUGGGAGCGAUGCGUCACCUACGACGUGAACUGGACUCAAGUGCUGGAGACGAUGACCCCGCCCCCUCCUGGCACGCCCACCAUACCCUGCCAACAUGGAUGGGACUUCGAGCUCAAUGAUAUACCUUAUGCCACUGUUGUUAGUGAGAGAGGCUGGGUGUGUGAACACGCUCAAAAUGUGCCGAUGGCUCAGGCGGUGUUCUUCGCCGGUGCCUUCGUAGGGGGCCUUAUCCUGGGCUGGCUAGCUGAUCACUUUGGACGAGUACCAGCUGUUAUGGCUGCCAACCUAAUCGGUGGCAUCGGUGGUGUAGCUACAAUCUUCACAAAGGGAGUAUGGGACUUUACUCUCUGCCGGUUCCUAGUGGGCAUGUCCUUCGACAACGCAUUCAUGAUGGUAUACAUUUUAGUGAUUGAAUACGUGGGAUCUCGGUACCGUACUAUAGUGGCAAACAUGUCUAUUGCGCUGUACUUCGGCAUGGGAUGCCUCUGCUUACCCUGGUUAGCUCUUUGGAUCAGCGAUUGGAGAAUGCUUCUCUGGGUCACCUCGCUGCCAAUGUUACUCGUUGUCUUCGCGCCUUUUGUCCUACCAGAGAGUGUGAGAUGGUACGUGAGUCGCGGUCGCGUCAACCAGGCGGUGGAGGUCCUUAGAAAGUUCGAGAAAGUCAACGGCACUAAGGUCCCAGAUGAUGUCAUGGAUGAAUUUAUUAUGGCAUCAAACCAAACGAAGGACAGCAAGGAGUCACUUCUGGUUCUAUUGAAGAGUGCUCCUCUCCGGCUAACGAUGAUUCUCAUGCUGAUAGUCUACAUGAGCUGUUCGGUGAUCUUCGACGGCCUCGUCCGAAUGUCUGAUGCUUUCGGACUUGACUUCUUCAUCAGUUUCACGUUGACUUCAGCCACUGAGAUUCCUUCCGUCACUCUGUUGGCUAUCGUGCUUGAUAGAUGGGGUCGCAGAAAACUCACAGCUGGGCCAUUGGCUAUUGCAGCUAUACUUAUUGGUAUCGCUAUGAUAGUGCCGAAAGGCAUACCACAAGCAUCAAUGGCGAUAAUGGCGCGGUUCUUUAUGAACAUGUCAUACAACGCGGUGAUCCAGUGGGCCACGGAGCUGCUGCCCACUGCGGUGCGAGCCUCGGGCUCCGCCACGCUACACAUGAGCGGCUACAUCAUAUCUAUACUUUCACCGUACAUUGUGUAUUCUGAAAGAAUAUGGACGCUUCUACCGCUGUUGAUCCUUUGCAUCAUAUCGGUGAUAGGAUCAGGUAUCAGCUUCGUGCUGCCUGAGACCAAGGGCAGACCCAUGCCACAAACUAUGGCGGACGGAGAGCGACUAGUACAGGAACAAUCAUUAUGCGGAAAAGCAGUAGACGACAACGAAGAAAUGGAAUGGAAGAACGAAAAACAAAAGGCUCUUAUUACAUAACGUUACAAUUUAUAUUUACGGGUAUUAAGGGAUCUAAAGAUAAUAAUAGACAUUGCUUCAAGCAUUCUCAAGGGUAAUCCCACUGAUGUACUUAAAGGUGCUUUCUUUUAGGGUACGUAGUGAAACCAUUAAUUAAUGUAGGUAGACGAUUUUCAGAAUAUUUUUGUAAUUUUGAAAAUCGUAUCGAGAUUUUGUGAUUAUAGUUUGCCUUGGACUGAUGUGAUGACAAGUAUGUAGAUAGGUACGGUGGACACGUCUACCUAUCCUUAUGUGUCACAUUUUCAACUUUAUUGUAUUGACGUAAAUAUGAAAAUCCAAUUUGAGACAUUGGAAUAGGUUAAUAUGUUGGCCACUGUACAUAAAACGUUGUGCUAUGAAAAUGUUAUUUAGGAGUAUGAUAGGAGUACCUAUAUGAACACAUAAGGAAUAUAUGUACAGUACGGACAUAUGGACUCUGUUAAGCAGAAAUGAUCCAGCCCACAUUUUAUUACUUUUUAGUAAUUGAAGUUUAAGGUUGGGUUGAUAAUAAAAAAAUAAAAUGACACAGUACCUUAUCAAUAGGUACUGUGUCAUAUGAUGAUUACUUUAAACUUAAUUUAGGUACUCAAAAAUAAAAUGUGGGCUGGAUCUUUUCUGCUUAACAGUGU
Messenger RNA from Spodoptera litura, 2504 nucleotides. Lineage: Eukaryota; Metazoa; Arthropoda; Insecta; Lepidoptera; Noctuidae. The record is from RefSeq and is a predicted model, not a curated record.